Molecule: messenger RNA, 4304 nt
Organism: Diuraphis noxia (Russian wheat aphid)
Lineage: Eukaryota; Metazoa; Arthropoda; Insecta; Hemiptera; Aphididae
Gene: pcx
Product: pecanex
Biological process (GO): endoplasmic reticulum organization
Cellular component (GO): endoplasmic reticulum; membrane
Source: RefSeq, a predicted model, not a curated record
UGUAAUUGGAUUCAAAGUUGAUAAGUUACACAAAGUACAAAUGACUGGUGGAGAAGAUGGGUUCUCAGUUUUGGGACAUAUUGCGUCAGGGUAUUUGGGCUUCGUUUACAGGAGGAUGGUACUACGAACCGAAACACAGCAUUUUUACCAAUACAUUCCAUCUUUAUUUAUGGUUGAUUUUACUCUGUUUACCAUUUUUUAUACAUUUGUAUAUAUCAGAGAUGUUUAUUUGGAUACUAUAUUCGAGUAUUGUAAGUUUGAUAAUCACAAUCAUAAAACUUGUAAACUGGUCUUUGCAUCACAUGUUCGACACCACCGAAUACAUUGUAGAAGACGCUAAAAAGAAUAGAAGUUCAGAACUUGAAGGUCGACGGCCUGCUCUUAGAGCACCAAACAAAAAAUCAAAUAAAAAAAGAAAAGCCACAUCAACUCCUCAUUUAAGUGUAAAAAAUGAUUCAGAUAGAAAACGACAUCGUAGAAUUAAUAAAAAUAAAUCCAAUGAAUCUAGAAGAUGUUUAUGCGACAAGAUUAAAAGUGAUAUGGAUUGUGGUACAGAAUCUAAAAGUUAUCCUACUGUUACUGAUGAAUGGAUCGACAAUAACACUCUAAGUAGACCUGAUGCAAUGACUACAUUAAACGUGAAUGAAGGGGCUUCUUCAUCUGCUGGUUCUCAUAAUGAACUAAGUUCCCUUCUCCCCACAAGUUCCGAACCAGCUAUCACCCCAACAUCUGAAACACAGCAGCAAAAUCAAAGUUUGAUAACUGUGAAAAAUGAAGGUGUUUUAGAUCAUAUGAAUGAUGUUUUUCCUGGUCGAGUAGAAAACAGAAGUAGAUUAAGACAACGACAAUUUAGUACUAGGCAUAGAAUGAGAACUCGUGAAGCAUAUAGUUCCCCGUUCCUACAAGCUACGGAUGGUGUCAAUUUUGCUGCUUGUCCUGAAGAUACAUCAGAAGGAUCUGUACAUUUUUUUCGUGAUGAAAAUGGACGUUGGAUGACUUAUACUUUUACUAAAGAUAUUAUGUUAAAUAAUAAUUCUUCAAUAGUUAAACCAUUUCCAAAUUUACCUUCAACAUCACGGAGGGAUGAUUCUACAGAUGAUCUUGUAUUUAAUCACUCUCCUGUAAGAUUAUUUCCUCGUCCUAUUCGUAAUUAUGAACARCAAUURGAACAUGAAGAACCUUACUGGAUGCAAAGUCAACCUCAGCGAUACCGUCACUUCAAUAUUUCCCCAAUAAUUUCACCAGUUGAAGAAACCUUGGAACAAGAACAUGAAAAUAUCAGACCAGAAUAUCAAGAUGAGUUCCCAGUAAUACCACGGCAGUUGCGAUUUGACCUUCUGGAUCCUAGUGUUGGAUUUCCUAAACCUAAACGAUACUAUCUGUACACACCAGUCAAGAAAAUGUGUUUUAAAGUUCACUUUGAUCGUUUGGCAUUACUUACUGCCAUUGAUCGCAAUCCAACAUUAUUGGAACUAUUUAUUACCAUUAUUCUGGCUACUUCAGUUGCUGUAUUGGGCGCUUUUGUACUGUACUUUAAAUUCUACAGAGAUAUUCAUGCAUUUGUUUUUUGUUUUGUUAUGGCUGGCUGUCAGUAUUCCUUAGUUAAAUCUGUACAACCUGAUGUGGCAUCUCCUACACAUGGUUUUAACAAAAUUGUUGUGUAUAGUCGUCCAGUUUACUUCAUACUGUUCUCAUCCAUACUUUUACUAACACACAUUCAACUAAACUCUGGCCGAACAUUUUAUCAACUCAAAUUCUAUGGAUUCACUUUGCAUAUUUUAUAUAUAUUAGAAACUAUUCGUGAUUUUUUAUCAAACUUUUUACUGUUCUUACCAAUUGCUUUUAGUUUGGGAUUAUUGCCUCAAGUUAAUACUUUUUUUAUGUAUAUCCUGGAACAAAUUGAUAUACAUUUAUUUGGAGGUAAUGCGACCAGUUCACUUAAAGCAUCAGCCUAUUGUGUAUUAAGAAGUUGUUUAGCUGUGUCUAUUUUAUAUGGAUUUGCAUAUGUAGCAUUAAACGAUUGGUCUGGAUCAUCAAGAAAUGUGUUUUUUUCCUUGUUCUGCGCAUUGCUCACUGCCAUAUCUUACCAUUUAAGUCGCAGCUCUAGCGAUCCAGCUCCUAUAUUAAAUGUUCUUAAAACAUAUUUAUGGCCCAAUGAAGAUAUAUUUUCUAGACCUGAUAUGGAAUGUCCUAGACCAAUAAAAGAAACUAAAACAUCAAAGAAAACAAACUCUGAACAAAAAGAAGGUGAAUCUGAAGAACAAUUAAAGUGUGAAUUAGAUGAUGAAAUUGAAAUUCAAGACAACUGGCCAAAACAGUUACAAGAUACAAUAAAUGCUAGAUUGAAGACUGAUUUAAUUUUUUGUCCAAUUAUUGGUCUUAUUGUUUUUGCUAUUCAUUCUAGCAAUAUUUUUUCAGCUUUACAACCAGAAUUAAAUCCAGUAAUGUGGUGUACUACUUUCAGUAUUGGAUUUAUUCUACACUAUAUAAUACCUCAAUUGCGAAAACAAUUGCCUUGGUUGUGCGUUGCUCAUCCUAUUUUAAAGCCAUCUGAAUAUAAUCAAUAUGAGGUUAAAAAUCUAGCUAAAAUCAUGUGGUUUGAAAAAGUUUAUGUAUACUUAUGCUUUUUUGAAAGAAAUGUUCUCUACCCACUGAUGUUUAUUGGCUGUUUGACAUCUGACAGCGUGAUUGUUGUAACAAAACUGGGAGUUCUAUUAGGUUCUCUGGUGUUAUCAGUAUGUGCACUUAAAUGUUUACGAUGCUCAUUUUCACAACAAACCAACCAGUAUAAUAUACUAGCAUUUGCAGUACUGUUUUUUCAAUUGGACUAUGUAAAAUGUUCUGAAACUUUCAUUAUUGAUUACUACCUUACUGCUAUUGCUUAUGAUAAAAUCUAUGAGUUUUUACUUAAGUUGCAAUUUGUCAUAACAUACAUAGCGCCAUGGCAAAUUACUUGGGGCUCAGCUUUUCAUGCUUUUGCUCAACCAUUUUCUGUUCCUCAUUCUGCAAUGAUGUUUCUUCAAGCAUUUUUGUCUGCAGCGAUUUCAGCACCACUUUAUCCAUUUUUAGGAAGUGCUAUAUUUUUAACAUCCUAUGUACGACCCGUAAAGUUUUGGGAGCGAGAUUAUAAUACCAGACGAGUUGACCAUACGAACACCAAAUUGUCAUCACAUUUAGAACGAAAUCUUGGUGCAGACGACAAUAACCUUAAUUCAAUAUUUUAUGAACAUCUCACAAGAUUACUACAACAUACUCUCUGUGGAGAUAUUAUGUUAGGCCGUUGGGGUAACGUGUCACAAGGAGAUUGUUUUGUCUUAGCAUCAGAUUAUUUGAAUUGUCUGGUUCACAUUGUUGAAAUGGGAAACAAUUUAGUUACUUUUCAAAUACGUGGACUUGAGUUUCGUGGUACUUAUUGCCAGCAAAGAGAAGUAGAAGCGAUAUCUGAAGGUGUUGAAGAUAAUGAUGGAUGUUGUUGCUGUGAACCUGGACAUUUUCCUCACAUUUUAUCUUUAAAUGCUGCUCUUAGUCAACGUUGGCUUGCUUGGCAAGUAGUCGCAGCCAAGUAUGUUGUUCAAGGAUACAGUAUAUCAGAUAUUAAUGCCUCAUCGAUGUUACAAGUAUUUGACUUUCGGAAAGUGCUGGUUAGCUAUUAUAUAAAGAGCAUUAUAUAUUAUGCUAUACGAUCACCAAAACUUCAACAGUGGUUAGCAUCAGAUGAAAUAAAAGAAGGUUURAAACCAACAUUGUGCAAGAGUUUUGUGGAUCUUGACCCAGUUUUUAAUAUAAAUAUUGAUGAAGACUUUGACUUACUUUCAUGUGGUGUUACCCGCAACAGUUUUUGUUCAUUUUAUUUGGAAUGGAUUCGAUUUUGUGCUUUCCAAACAGAAAAUKUAAGAGAAAAAAAAGUGGUGCAUCAAUGGGUUCCAAAUCACCGUGACUUGUCAAAGAGAUCUCACGUUGAUAAAACUAUAGUACUGCUCAAGAUUGACGAACGUUACGUGCCUAUAGCUGAAGCCGGUAUAUUAGAUUUAGGAGCUGAAGUUGCUUAAAAAUUGUUGGUGUAUGGUUUACAUUAUUUGACUGAUUUGUUUUGAAGGUAAUUUUAUAACUCAAAUGUUACAAGCAUACUUGCUUGAUAAUAUAGCAUUAGUCUUCCUCGAUACUACAAAAAAAGUAUUCUGUCUCCUUGUUAAAGUUCAAGUGUAUAUUGUGUCCUUCAAAUAAUUUUCUCUGGAAAAAAUGGUAGUACAUUUUAUAUACACUGGUUAAAAAUCUUUUUCAUGUAAUUUUUUUAUUUUUAUUGU